GCAAGGUAUGCAAGUCGUGACCCCGCGCGACGUGAAUGCUAUUUCAACUGCCUCAGCGUACUGUCACCCUUACAACAUGUGGUGGUUAGAUCGCUUCUCGCCAAACAUGUUCACCUGCUCUCCACCGCCCGCAGUGAUUUGCGCUGAGAAUAUCGCCCUGCUCUAUCUCCUCCAUCCGGUCCCAGUCCCACCUUCCUGCAAUGAGAUUAAGAAGCCUCCAUUUCGCCAAGGGAGCUAUUCAUUGUCAUUUGUCCAGGAGCGAGAAUUGGCUAGCACAUUAGCCUUCCUCUCUAACACUAAAGAUGAUCCCAACCAUAUACCAGCCCUCUGUGUUGAGGAGAACCCUAAUUUGGUGUCGUUAAAUGUUGUGGUAGCUGUGAACAAGAAAAAUGGGGAGGAUGGUAACGAGGUCCUCCAAAAGAUAAAGCAGAGUCUCGAGAAGAUCUUCACAAUUCUGUCAGAGUUCUCAGAAGAGCGAGACAACAACCGAGCAAUAGAACACCAAAUCUUCAAUGCAAUUAUUUCUAUAUGUUCCCAUCGCAUUCUAAGCCGUCUGAGGUUCAUGGCUACAAAACGGGGUACUCCUAGACAGCCCCUCAGGGUUAUUCUAGGCGAAGCUAUCAAUUCUCUCAAGCAAGUCAAUCAUCAAACUUUGAACAGCCUACCGUUCAGCUUAUUCACGGAAAGAGCUAAAGAUGUUGUUAGACUAGCUGACGCAUGGGUUAAGCAUCAGAAGCUGGCGGAGUUAGGAAAUCUGGUGGAAGGCAUCCACCAGUUAAAGCAGACCAGAGAUCUUCAAGCCCUGCUAGACUCGAUACCGAAUCGUGCAAUGGACCCAAGUUCAAGGCAAAACCUAUUUAACAUUAUUAAGAAAGUGUCGAGAUAUCGAGAGGCUGCACGAUUUCUGUAUCGUACAGCCAAAAAGAUUCCCUUGCUGCGGCGAGCGAAAGUUGUUAUCGCCAGUCUGCCUAAAGAAGUUUUUGAUCGAGUUUCGGACGAAAACUGUACUCCACAGCUCACGUCGACGAUUUCAAGAAUGAACACAAAUUGCCAAGGGCCAGUCGUCCGCCACCUCUGUCGUCUCCUGAACACGAGUGGUCCACAGCUGAAUGAUCAGUUUGCUGAUCAAACAAGGAAAAUGAUGCGGGAGGCCAAGAUACAUGCGGAAAUUCAGCUUGUCUUCCAUUAUGAGUUGAAUGUUUCGAGGUUACCACCACGUGUUGUUUGUUCUAGCAAGGAUGCAUGCUUUCUGUGUAAUGCUUUCAUUCUGAUGCAUGGGAAAAUGCACACACCCCGAUACCAUGGGCGGUUGUAUCCUGGAUGGAGAUUGCCAUCGAUGUCUGAUCUUAACGAUUUGGAUAUACGACUCAAUUCGGCACUCGAAGAUCAGAUUAAAGAUAGCCUGAAGACACUGCUAUCAAGACAGAAGAAGACUAUGUACCCAGAUCCAAACGAGAGCACAUUGCUUACACUGCCAUUAUCUACAUCAACGUUGCGUACACCAGCUCUAGUAGAAGUAAUUGAAUGGGAGAAAGCAUCUGCAAAAAGCUCUUUAGUCAACGACACAGCUAGACUCCGGGAACGCACAAUAUCACCCAAAGACCGAUCGUCAGUCUCCCUCGCAGAGUGCAUUGGCACUGUUCCUUCCGCACUUGGUUCGAGAAGUGCUAUCACGGUAGAAGAUGAUGAACUUCCCAAGAUUAGCUUGUCAGACCAAGCUGCAACGCAACUUUCCGCUCAAUGCAGUCAUCAAACAACUCGACAUGAAGUUAUAACAUGUGAAACUGAAGAAUUGAUUCAGGGUAUGUCACAGGCUAGAAGUGUUAUCGCGUGCGAACCCCAAUUUCACACUACAGAUGAGCUUGAGAUUCAUAUCGAGCAUAUCGCAGAAAUGUUGGUACCAGGUGCAAACAGAAGUGAUUUAGAGAUUGCCUAUAGCAUCGAAUGGCUUUCGGUCGAAAAGGCAAAGGAGCUACUAGAACAUAAGGAAGCCACUAUCGUAGACAUAGAAGCGUUGCAAUGCGGAGCCUGGCAUACAAUAGAUUGCCACGAUGAUAUACUCAUUAUGGCUCGAGGAACUCUUGUCAGAAUCACACCUCGAAAUGAAAAACAGAGAGAGGGGCGGGGGUAGAAGGGCGAGCACUUUGAGUCGUGUGAUGUGUGAUCUUAUAACGAAAAAGUACGGAGAGACUUUCCUUAACUAGUUUAGAUGCGACUGUAUCCUUCAACUAGGGGUAAUAUUAAGCUUUCCCACGC
Bipolaris sorokiniana ND90Pr is the source of this 2256-nucleotide messenger RNA. RefSeq lists its product as uncharacterized. Bases 77 to 2131 code for a protein of 684 amino acids. The transcript is spliced from 2 exons. Lineage: Eukaryota; Fungi; Ascomycota; Dothideomycetes; Pleosporales; Pleosporaceae. The record is from RefSeq and is a predicted model, not a curated record.